UCAUAGAAACAAUUUGUAAAGUUGAAUGUAAAUAUUAACCCAAAAAACCUUUUUGUCAUGACGUUGUUUUUAUUUGUUUUUUUGGAUGUUUAGAAUGUUGGAAAAUGUUUAUGUUUAAUUCACAUCGAAAAUGUUGGAUUUCCUUCAUCUCCUUCGAGGAAGAAUCGUGGACUACAUCGAUAUCGACUUAACACUUUGGCUAACAUGGUGUCUAACCCCAUUGAUAGUAACAUUUUUACUUCCGUUGAUCAUCGUCAUUUUAUUUUACUUCACCGCAUUCACUUUGUACAUAUACAAACUCCAUUGGAGAAAUAUAAAAGACACGCUUUCGUCUGGAGAUAGAUGGACUGCAGCAAGAAAGUUCGUUGGAGCUAUUUGGGAUGCUCAUGGCUGGAUUUGGCAUAAUUACGAGAUAGAAGGAUGGGAGAAUAUACCAGACUCGGAACCCGCACUUAUUAUUUAUUACCAUGGAGCCAUUCCAAUAGAUAUUUAUUAUUUUUUAGCCAAAGUUUACUUAAAUAAAAACCGUAUGGUGCAUACAGUAGCUGAUAAUUUUUUAUUUAAAUUCUCAGGUUUUGGUAUUAUAGCAGAUUGCAUGAAGGUCAUACCUGGAACAAUACAAAGUUGCGCCAAUCUUCUUAAAGAAGGAAAUAUUAUAGCAAUAUCUCCAGGAGGUGUAUAUGAAGCUCAAUUUAGUCGAAAUUAUAAUUUAAUGUGGAAAAAACGUUUCGGUUUUGCAAAGGUAGCGAUUGAAGCUAAAGUGAAAAUCAUUCCGAUGUAUACCGAAAACUUGAGGGAAGCUUUCAGAACAGUGAGCAUAGGACGAAGAAUUUUUCUCCGAUUAUAUGCGCGUUUUAAGCUGCCUUUUGCACCAAUUUAUGGAGGAUUUCCUGUGAAACUUGUUAGUCAUAUUGGCAAACCAAUUGAUUAUGAUCCAAAUUUAACUCCUGAAGAACUACAAAAGAAGGUUGGCGAUUCUCUAACAGAGUUAAUUAAUAGACAUCAGCGUAAACCAGGAAGUAUUUUGAUGGGACUUAUGGAUAGAAUACCGUACUUUAGGAAACAUUUCCAUCAAAAGAUUAGUCAUAAUGAGUGAAAAUGAUAUACGUAUUAAAGAACAAAAAGUUUCUGUUGAUAAUUAAUGACCAAUUCACUCUAUGGGUUAGGUUGAAAUGAGCUGUAGAAUAUAGUGGUAUUCUUGCUUUAUUAUGAAAUUUUAAUAUUUUAUAAAUUUGAUGAUAAAAAUACUCAUGAGAGAAAAAUAAAUUAAAAUCUUUAUUUUA
Molecule: messenger RNA, 1283 nt
Organism: Harmonia axyridis
Lineage: Eukaryota; Metazoa; Arthropoda; Insecta; Coleoptera; Coccinellidae
Product: transmembrane protein 68
Exons: 6
Coding region: 131-1096 (321 amino acids)
Cellular component (GO): membrane
Molecular function (GO): acyltransferase activity
Source: RefSeq, a predicted model, not a curated record